AAGACUGUCCUCAAUUCAGUGUGAGCUUGGUAAAUUAACAACAGUAGUUAUACCAGUACAUUUUCACAUAUUUCCUGUCGGGUAAUGUAUAUUGCAAUUUGAAAAUAACACCUUCAACGUAUAUGAAACUAUUCAUGUUAUACCCCGACGGCUUUGAAUUUAGUUGUUCACAAGACAACAUAUCACCAGAGAAAAUAGGAAGAUAAACCGAACAACUUAUCUGAUUUCAUCUCUCCGAAUCUUUGCAAGAAAUUUCAACUUUAGACACCGCUCUGGUGAGUUCGUUCAAAGGAAUCAGAAGAAAGGAAAAAUAAUACUACCAACAAGGAAAUAUUAACUAGAGUAAAAUGGAGAGCUACAGGGAACACGAUGUUGUCCCUCACGUAUUGGAUGCGCCACCACCCGCCAUCUUGAAAGUGGAAUGGGACAAGGAUGUCAAAUGCAUGCUGGGUAAUGAACUAACUCCCACACAGGUGCAAAAGCAACCGUCUGUCCUCGAGUGGGAAGCGGAGGAUGGCGCCCUCUAUACGAUCCUCUUCACCGAUCCCGAUUCGCCUUCUCGAACCGAUCCGGACCGCGUUGAGGUUGUCCACUGGUUGGUGUUCAAUAUACCCGGUUGUGACGUCAGCAAAGGUCUCGUCCACGCGGAAUACAUUGAAUCGGGUCCGAGAGAGGAGACGGGCUUCCACAGGUAUGUUUACCUAGUGUACAAGCAGUCUUCGGAAAUCACCCCACACGAUGCGUACCGCCGACGAAGCCCAGAGAGGCGCAAGCCAUGGGACACCCGAAGUUUCGCCAUGGAAUACGGACUGGGGACGCCCAUCGCUGGAAACUUCUACAUCGCGCAAUAUGACGAUUACGUGCCGAGGUUCCGCGCAGAGUUGUUAGCCGCUGCGGCAAACCAGUAGAUUUUCACACCCCUCUCCGUCGUAUUUUUCCCCUCGAAUAUCAAGGAAUUUUUGUGAUUUUCAAUUGAUAUUAAAGUGAAUUUUCAGUUUGAAGCGACCCAAAUUAGGAACUGAAUUUAAAACGGUACCUCGUGCCUCCCCUUUUGGAAGUGUUGUUUCGGGAAUGCCUCCAUUUUUGGCAGUCGUUUUUGCUUUUCAUUCUUUUUCUUGGAUUGAUAAGAUCAAUUUUGUUUGUCAUACUCAUUAUUAUUUUCAAAAUAAUAUGGAUCAAUCUCACCCACAUUUAUGAUAUCCUACAUCUUCCCUUUCUGUUUCGUCAUCAAAUUUAAUCUUGAUAUAAGUGAAUCGCUUCAAUCUCAAAUCUAAAAGUGUAAACACAAUCGCAUAAUCGAUGGGCUGCACCACAUGCCGGGGGCGAAAUUAUUUUUUCCAAUUAGCAUGCGCAUGGACUACAAAAUUUUACAAAAUUUUGGUCGUUCGCGUUGCCAUGAAUGAAUCCGCACCUUCAAAUUAUAGGCUUAGGGUGAGAUCUAUAUCUAAAUCCAAUUCUUAAACAUUUAUUAAAUUAAAUUUCCCUACCCUAAUUAGUGCCUGAAAUAUUACAUUUUCAUGAGUAGGCCGAAAACACUUUCCCCAGAAUUUGGCAAUUUUGCUACCUUUAAUCACUGUACGAGCGCAUGAUCAUCAGUGGCUU
Molecule: messenger RNA, 1602 nt
Organism: Lytechinus variegatus (green sea urchin)
Lineage: Eukaryota; Metazoa; Echinodermata; Echinoidea; Temnopleuroida; Toxopneustidae
Product: protein D3-like
Exons: 4
Coding region: 348-908 (186 amino acids)
Source: RefSeq, a predicted model, not a curated record